Molecule: messenger RNA, 1485 nt
Organism: Lichtheimia ornata
Lineage: Eukaryota; Fungi; Mucoromycota; Mucoromycetes; Mucorales; Lichtheimiaceae
Exons: 3
Coding region: 1-1485 (494 amino acids)
Source: RefSeq, a predicted model, not a curated record
AUGACUCCUUUCUAUAACGUCAACACCAACAACCGUGGCAUGCUUGUCAUUUCCACUGAGCCUUCCUUGAACCUUGUCAACGAGCAACGUCGUCUUGGUCUUUUGCAGCAACCAUCAUCCUUGUACCCAUUCCCAUCGGACGUCGAGGUGUAUAUGCAAGCUGUUGAAGCAUGUCCCAUUGAAGGCCAAAAGGAUGCUCAAGGCAAUGUCUUCGUUGAACUUUGGGUGAUCAAGAAGCAACAACCUCAGUUCACAAGCAGCAGCGAGAUCCAAUCUGCCAUUGUUGCUGACCAAUUGAAUCGUCGUGGUGCAUGGAACAAGACCAUCUCGGUCCCCUUGCCCAACUUUGGUGACAAUCGCAAGGUGUUUGUCAAGGUGAUUGAAAAGGAUAUUGCCGAAUUGCAGCAGUAUCAGGCACUUUACCAGCAACAACCUUUGUCGCAUGUGCACUUGCAACAAUCGCAACAACAGCAGCAAUUGGGUCAACAACAUUUCCAGCAACAACAGCAGUUGAAUCAACAUCAUUUCCAACAACAACAACAGCUGAACCAACAGCAAUUCCAGCAACAACAACAAUGCCAGCAGCAAUGCCAUCAACAACAACAGCAAUGCCAACAAGGUCAGCGUGUGUUUGGCCAAAAUUUGAUGGAUAACGUGUAUGUCAACUUGUUUGACAACAUGUCUCCUAUGCAACGGCCAAUGGGUGGCAACGCUUACUUUAAGCUUCUCGACACCACCAACCUCACUGUGGAUGGCAACAUCUAUGUCAAGGUGCCACAAAGUGAGUUCCUCAAUGUACCUUCUGCUGCUGCUGCUGGCAUGAUUCCCAACAUCAGCCAUGCCCCUGCCUUUUUCAAGGUGCUUGAUCCAUCCAUGAUCACUCCCAAGAGUGGCAUUACUCAAAACCAGGUGUUCUUCAAGGUGUUUGACAGCAACCCCUAUGCCAACAAGAUCUAUGUGCAAUCUCCAUUGGAGCAACAACAGCUCCUUCAGCAACGUGGUGAAAAGGCUGUAUUGGUUGAAAAGGCUUUGGGUGAAGCUGAACUUCAACAACUCCGUCAAAGCAUCAAGGUGCUUGAUCGUGACAUGUUGAUCGAUCAACCAACAUUGGGUGCUGCUACUGCUACUCGUGUCCUUUACCAAACGAACCCCUUGUCGCCUCUUCAGCAACAACAACAACCCAUUCAAAUCAUUGAGACAUGUCCUACCUCCUACCUAACAACCACCCAACAGCAAGGCAACGUGGUCUUUUUGAACCAAGGCAUGGAUAAGCAAUGGUUCACCAUCCCUGCUGGACAAGCCUACUCCUCCGAGCAUGGUAACCUUCGCUUGAAGAUUGCCAUUGAUCCCGCUGAAGCUUUGAACAAGCAGCUCAUCCAUCAACAGCAACAACAGGGUGAAUGGAUCGCUGUCAAUCCAGCUCGUCAUCAAGGUACCAUGUUCUUGAACAUCACUGUCGAGAACCCCUUGAGAUCCCGCCUCUAG